UGUUUUCAAUAGACGCUGGGAAGUGGCCUCAGGCCGACUCAAGUUCAGACUCGUUCCUUCUCAACUGCAGAACAUUCAAGUAACUACCCAAACCGCUUUGAGCCUGGAUUUUUGUUUUUGAUUUUUUUCUUCAUCUGUUAAAAUGAGAAAACGGAACCACGGGUUGGGGACUCACUCCUGUCUUCCCAGCGCUUGGGAGGCUGAGGCAGGAGGACUGCUAGGAGUUCGAGCGCAGCAUGGAUUAGAGAGAGAACCCGAGGGUCUCAGAAUAGGAUUGCGUGCCGUGUAGCGUGGGUGGCUCGGAGGCUCAGAAAGCGGUUCACACCUGUUGGUUACCGGCUAGCGAUGACUCAGGUCGUGGUCCCCGAUCAGUCAACACCCCCCGCCCCACCCCCUCCGAGCUCCCGACACUGACGACAAGCUUCAAGCGAAAGGUUGUACAGGGACCCGCGGGGCAGGGCGGACUGACCCCGCCCAGGCCUGGAGGGGCGGCGCUCCUGUCCGCUGUGCUCACGCCACCGCCCUCCAGGGCCGCAGUAGCUGCCCGCCGCCGCGGGAGCCAGAGGUGGGCUGGCAGGCCUGCACAUCAGAGGACAGACCAUGUUCCUGUUGGCAUAGAAGAUGGGCUCCUAACCCAGUGCACGUACCCAGGAUGCCUGCAGGCGGCUAGGACUCCACCUCCUCGUCAUGGACUGCCCAGGCUGACCAUCACUCCUUGUGGGCAUCUCCCGCUGUGAUCUGGGGAGACCAUGUUCAAGCCUCCCGACUGCCUGCUGCGGAUGCUCCGGGGCACCCCCAGACAACGGGUCUUCACUCUCUUCCUUAUCAGCUUCAAGUUCACAUUCCUCGUCUCCGUCAUGAUCUACUGGCACACUGUGGGUGCACCCAAGGACCAAGGACGACAAAAUAGCCUGCCAGUGGACUUCCCCUGCCCCCAGCUGGCCUUUCGUGGCAUCCUUGCCCCAGGCAACAUCUUCUUCCUAGAGACCUCGGACAGGACCAAACCUAGCUUUCUGUUUAUGUGUUCUGUGGAGUCGGCCGCCAGGGCACACCCAGAGUCCCAGAUAGUGGUGCUUAUGAAAGGGCUGCAUGGGUACGAGUCAGGCCUGCCUCGGAACCUUGGCAUCUCUCUCCUGAGGUGCUUCCGCAAUGUCCAGAUACAACCUCUGGACCUGAAGGAGCUGUUUCAGGGCACACCAUUGGCAGCCUGGUACUUGGAGGCGCAGAACAGCUGGGAGCCCUACCUGCUGCCGGUACUGUCUGACGCCUCUAGGAUUGCGCUCCUCUGGAAGUUCGGUGGCAUCUACCUGGACACAGAUUUCAUCGUCCUCAAGAACUUGAGGAACCUGACCAACACGCUGGGCUUCCAAUCCCAAUACGUCCUCAACGGAGCCUUCCUAGCCUUUGAGCGCCACCAUGACUUCUUGGCACUGUGCAUACGUGACUUUGUGGACCACUACAAUGGUUGGAUUUGGGGUCACCAGGGCCCCCAACUGCUCACCCGAGUCUUCAAGAAAUGGUGCUCCAUCCGCAGCCUGAAGGAAAGCCACGCUUGCCGAGGAGUCACUGCCCUGCCCGCUGAGGCCUUCUACCCCAUCCCCUGGCAGAACUGGAAGAAAUACUUUGAAGACAUCAGCCCUGAGGAGCUGGCCCGGCUGCUCAAUGCCACCUAUGCUGUUCACGUGUGGAACAAGAAAAGUCAGGGUACACACCUCGAGGCCACGUCCAGGGCUCUGCUGGCCCAGCUCCAUGCCCGCUACUGCCCCACAACACACGAAGCCAUGAAGAUGUACUUGUGAGGGUCCCCCAGACUGCCUUCGUUUUACCUCAGCACGGUUACUGCCUUUCCUAGGGGAAGCAAGACGAGCGGGAAGCAAACAGGGUUCUGCCCUGCUGCUGCUGACUUUGGAGGAGACCAAGGCUGACCCGGGGAGCAUGUGCCACCUCUGCGCUCCUGCCCCUCCAGGCCAGAGUGAUCUGGGCUGGCAAGUGGUUCUAGAAUUAGCAGCAUCUGGGGCUUUAAUGAGCUAGAUCAGCAAGCCUGGAAUACUGGAGAGCAUUCUAAGGUCGCCGGAAGAGAGGUGGGGCCAGGAGCAAUGGGGCCAGGAGCAGAGCUCAGAGCAGCCUGGGUGGAAGAGCUGCGGAAGGUGGGGCUCUCCCAGCUGAGUGAGCCCAACGGGAGGGGCAGAGCUCCCUUGGGGCACAGCUCUGCAGAUCUGCCGCAGCCCAUCCCAGUGAUCAGAGGAUGUGGAAAUUACUUUGGUGUGGGAAAAGUGGGUUGGUUUUUUUUUUAGGAGGGGUUGUUUUGGUUUGUUUUUUGGUUUUUCAAGUCAGGGUUUCUCUUGGCUAUCCUGGAAUUCACUCUGUAGACCAGGCUGGCCUCGAACUCACAGGGAUCUGCCUGCUUCUGCCUCCCGAAUGCUCCCGAAUGCUGGGAUUAAAGGCGUGUGACACCACCACCUGUCUGGGAAAAGUGUUUUAAAUGCCCUCCCUGUUGUCGACACUGGAGGCUUUAAUAAAAGUGACUUACCAACAUCUAA
Myodes glareolus (Bank vole) is the source of this 2540-nucleotide messenger RNA. RefSeq names its product alpha 1,4-galactosyltransferase (P1PK blood group) (gene A4galt). Gene Ontology annotation, biological process: glycosphingolipid biosynthetic process. NCBI's taxonomy places the organism in Eukaryota, Metazoa, Chordata, Mammalia, Rodentia, Cricetidae. Gene Ontology annotation, molecular function: galactosyltransferase activity. The record is from RefSeq and is a predicted model, not a curated record.